Actinia tenebrosa (Australian red waratah sea anemone) is the source of this 2324-nucleotide messenger RNA. RefSeq names its product kinetochore protein NDC80 homolog. The record is from RefSeq and is a predicted model, not a curated record. Gene Ontology annotation, cellular component: Ndc80 complex. Gene Ontology annotation, biological process: attachment of mitotic spindle microtubules to kinetochore. Lineage: Eukaryota; Metazoa; Cnidaria; Anthozoa; Actiniaria; Actiniidae.
UCAACGAACAACAAAAGUAAAACAACUUGAAGAAAAACGCUGCUUUUUCAGUCAUUUGAAAACAAAGUUUUCCUUCGAAUUACUAUCAUGAGGCGGGCAACUCUAGGUGCUUUGAAUAAUGGCAAUCAGCCUCGACAGGCUCGUGAGAAAAAGAUGUCUUUUGGCGCUGCUUCUGCUCGACCUUCGAUCGGAGGAAGACCUUCUACUGGAAGGCCGUCAAUGAGCUCAAAAAGGAGUUCAAGUCAGUAUGGACGACGGGAGUCCUAUGCACACAAUCAAGUUAUGAAAGAUCCAAGGAAUUUGUCAGAUAAAGGUGUUUAUCGUAAGAACAUAAAAUACUUGAUGGAGUUUUUGACAGAGUCCAACUACCCUAAUCCUAUAUCAGAGAGGAUUCUGAGUGCACCUCCUAUGAAGGAAUUCAAAAGGAUAUUCAUGUUUAUUUACAAGUACAUUAAUCCAAAUGUGAAGGAUAAUUCUGCUAUUGAUAAGAAACCAGAAGAGGAAAUCCCAAGGAUUUUCAAGAUGAUUGGAUAUCCUUUUACUAUUUCCAAGAGUUCUAUGUUUUCUGUUGGUAGCCCUCACACUUGGCCAAAUCUGCUCGGAGCCUUGUGCUGGCUAAUUGAACUGACCAGGUUUUCACUCAACAUUGCUGAGGACAUUGAAGGAAAGGUCAUGUUUCCUGAUGAUACGUGUGGUACUGGUGCUGAGGGACAAGAUGGCUUCGGAUAUGUUGAUAGGCUUUACUUUGAGUAUCUAGAAGAGGCAUAUGCUGCAUUCAUGAGAGGAAAAGAGUUGGAUGAACUACAAGAUUAUGAAAAUAAAUUCCUUGAAACAAUUAGAAUGAAAAAUGCUACAGCUUAUCAAGAAAUUGAACAGCUUGAAGAGGAGACAGCGGAACUUGAAAAGGAACUGGCAGUACUAGAGGGACCGUCAAAACUUGAGUCGCUUGUGCAACAACAAAAGAGCCUUGAAGCAGACAAGGAAAUGUUCAAGAAGUAUAUUUCUGAUUUGAAAAGACAUUCCAAGAAAAUGGAAGAGAGUAAUGCACAGCUGGACGAGGAAAUACAUGCCAUAAGGAUGGAGCUUGAAGCAGUGACUAAAGAAAAUGCCCAACUCCAGAAUGUUCUAAAUAAUCAAGAGAUGAGCCCUGCAGAUGUUCUGAGAAUCAAGAAAGAGAAACAAGAACUAAUGAAACAGUUACAGCAAUUGGAGAAACACAGAGACCAGCUGGACCAGCAAAUAUGGGAUCAGGAGAUGCAGUAUGCUAAAAUACAUGAAGAGACCGAGAAAAACAUCCGAGAAUACAAUGAAACAGCGCGAAAGUUGAAAUUGAUACCGACAACUGCAGAGAAUGCACAUGGAUUUGAUUUUGAAUUGCAUUUCGACCCACAACAGACUUAUUCCAGCAUACAGUCCUACUUCAAAGAUAAAUUAAAGCCAGCAUUAAUUGAACUUCAAGCACAGCUUAGUGACAGAACUCGUCAACUGCAAACCCAGAUCAUGACAGAAGACGAAGCACUAGAUCAGGUGUCAGAUAUGAUCAAUGAACGACAGGAAGAGUUGGAUGCAUUAGAAGCUAGGCAAGCUGCAUUUGAUAAAGAAUUCGAGAGGAAAAAAGAGGUUAUGGCUAAUGAUUAUCAACAGCUUGCUCAAGAGGUUGACGAACGAGAGAAAAAAUUGCUUGAGAUGAAGCAAAUCAGUCAGGAAACUUUGGAGAAAAAGAAUACAGAGCUUAGAAACCUUGAGGAAAAGGCUAAGAAAAGGAUCUCUGAUUUAAACACAGAGGUUGAAAAGUACAAAGAUUUCCUUUUGAAGGCAUGUCACUUGGUCAUGGAACACAAAACAAAGAUGAAUAAUUGUGUUGCUGAAAUAGAAGAAAAAGCAAGGGCAGCAUUAGAAGAAACAAGAAACCUGGAAAUCCCAAAGAUAACCAUUGAAUUACCAGAAAAAGAGGAAAAGUAAAAAUGGACCAAAGAUUGUCCUGUGACGGACACCACAGCAACUCAAACUUUUUAAAGUUGUAGUUUGUUAGAGUUAGUUUGAAGUUAAAAACAUUAUAAUGUGAAAAUAUACUGAUGUAUAUAUUAUGUACUUAAUACCAUGAUCAUUUUUAUUGUAUACUUUCCAGGUAUAUGCAAUACUGCCGAGAAGCCAGUUUGCAACCUUGAUGUCUAUUUUUAGUAAUUCAUAGUAUCCUAAAAAUACCAUUUUUGUAUAAUAAAAAAUUACUUCUGAGUACAUGUUGAAAUUCUUCAUUCCAAUUUACUCAACCCAUGGAGGAAAAAUAUGGUUAUAGGUCAGAAAUAAAAAAAACUUCAAUCAUU